AUGGGCAGCAACAAGAGCAAGCCCAAGGAUGCCAGCCAACGGCGCCGCAGCCUGGAGCCUGCUGAGAACACCCACGGUGGUGGUGGGGGUGCCUUCCCCACCUCACAGACACCCAGCAAGCCAGCCUCCGCUGAUGGCCACCGAGGCCCCAGUACGGCCUUCCCCUCUGCCGCUGCUGAGCCCAAGCUGUUCGGGGGCUUCAACUCCUCGGACACAGUCACCUCCCCGCAGAGGGCGGGGCCGCUGGCGGGUGGAGUGACCACCUUUGUGGCCCUCUAUGACUAUGAGUCUCGGACAGAGACUGACCUGUCCUUCAAGAAAGGGGAGCGGCUCCAGAUUGUCAACAACACAGAGGGUGACUGGUGGCUGGCCCACUCACUCAGCACAGGACAGACGGGCUACAUCCCCAGCAACUAUGUGGCGCCCUCUGACUCUAUCCAGGCCGAAGAGUGGUACUUUGGCAAGAUCACCAGACGGGAGUCAGAGAGGUUACUGCUCAAUGCGGAAAACCCAAGAGGGACCUUCCUAGUGCGAGAAAGCGAGACCACGAAAGGCGCCUACUGCCUCUCCGUGUCCGAUUUCGACAACGCCAAGGGCCUCAAUGUGAAGCAUUACAAGAUCCGCAAGCUGGACAGCGGUGGCUUCUACAUCACCUCCCGCACCCAGUUCAACAGUCUGCAGCAGCUGGUGGCCUACUACUCCAAACAUGCCGACGGCCUCUGCCACCGCCUCACCACCGUGUGCCCCACGUCCAAGCCACAGACUCAGGGCCUGGCCAAAGACGCCUGGGAGAUCCCCCGGGAGUCCCUGCGGCUGGAGGUCAAGCUGGGCCAGGGCUGUUUCGGAGAGGUGUGGAUGGGAACCUGGAACGGAACCACCAGGGUGGCCAUCAAAACCCUGAAGCCAGGCACGAUGUCUCCAGAGGCCUUUCUGCAGGAGGCCCAGGUCAUGAAGAAACUAAGGCACGAGAAAUUGGUGCAGCUGUAUGCCGUGGUGUCUGAGGAGCCCAUCUACAUUGUCACGGAGUACAUGAGCAAGGGGAGUUUGCUGGACUUUCUCAAGGGGGAGACAGGCAAGUACCUGCGGCUGCCACAGCUGGUGGACAUGGCUGCUCAGAUCGCCUCGGGCAUGGCCUACGUGGAGCGGAUGAACUACGUGCACCGGGACCUCCGUGCUGCCAACAUUCUGGUUGGAGAGAACCUCGUGUGCAAAGUGGCCGACUUUGGGCUGGCUCGGCUCAUCGAAGACAAUGAAUACACCGCCCGGCAAGGUGCCAAAUUCCCCAUCAAGUGGACGGCUCCAGAAGCGGCCCUGUACGGCCGGUUCACCAUCAAGUCAGAUGUGUGGUCCUUUGGGAUCCUGCUGACGGAGCUCACAACAAAGGGACGGGUGCCCUACCCUGGGAUGGUCAACCGUGAGGUGCUGGACCAGGUGGAGCGGGGCUACCGGAUGCCCUGCCCGCCUGAGUGUCCCGAGUCCCUGCAUGACCUCAUGUGCCAGUGCUGGCGGAAGGAACCGGAAGAGCGGCCCACCUUCGAGUACCUGCAGGCCUUCCUAGAGGACUACUUCACGUCCACCGAGCCCCAGUACCAGCCUGGAGAGAACCUAUAG
Molecule: messenger RNA, 1611 nt
Organism: Puma concolor (puma)
Lineage: Eukaryota; Metazoa; Chordata; Mammalia; Carnivora; Felidae
Gene: SRC
Product: SRC proto-oncogene, non-receptor tyrosine kinase
Biological process (GO): protein phosphorylation
Molecular function (GO): protein tyrosine kinase activity; ATP binding; protein binding
Source: RefSeq, a predicted model, not a curated record